UGCGCUCUGGCGGCGGUGAGCGGAAAGCGCGUACCUCCCCACUCUGGGAUGGCACUGCGCGCUAUUCGGCGAUAUCAGAUUGAUUGACCACUCUCUACAGUGGUUCUAUUGAGAAAAAUUCUUCCUCCCAUUAGGGGGCACGGCUCGGCGCCGCUCUUUCCCUGCGACUGUGACGCAGCAGGGACAAAGUCGGCGCGUCUUGUUUUCGCCGUUGCUAUAGGCCACGCACAUAUGCGGAAGACGACGGCACGGGGCAACCUCAUUCACCGCGCCGCGGACUUCCCUAGCUAGCGGAAAGCUCGUUUCACCGCCGGUGUGGCCCCGCUGCUUCCGUGCUGUCGUCGUGGGCGCGUGGACGCCGUCGGCAUGGCAACCCAGCUGAAACUGGUCCUUUUCGUGGGAAGCUGCCGCACAGAACGCCUUGCCGAGCGCCUCAAGCGCUACGUCACCGUGCAACUCGAGAAAAGGGGACACUUGGUCAGCGUCAUUGACCCGGAGGAGGAGCCCAACCUGCUGGCGGUGCGCAAGCCUUUGCACUUCCACGGCCCCGACGAGACGCCUCCAGCGUGGCUCAGCCGGCUGCACGACAAGGUGAAGGAGGCGCACGGCUACCUGGUGCUGUGCCCCGAGUACAACCGCUGCAUCGCGCCGGCACUGGGCAGCGCCAUGGACCAGUUCCCACCGGACUCGUACCGCCACAAGCCGUGCGCCAUCGUUGCCUAUAGCAUCGGCACCGGAGCAGGUCUGGCUGCCGCGAUGCAGCUUCGCAGCUUCCUGGGCGAGCUGGGCAUGGUGACGGUGCCCUUCAUCAGCCUCAACGCCAAAAUUCAGGAGCUGGUCGCCCAGGAUGGCAGUGCCUCGGACGACGGUUUCUCUCGGCGCAUGGCGAAGCUAGUGGCCGAGCUGGAGUGGUAUGGGGCGGCACUCAGGAACCACAAGGAGGCCUGCGGUCCUCCGGGCGAAUAAGGAUUGUUGAGACCGAAUCGAAUAGUGCUAAAAGCGAAUACUUUUUCCAAUAUUAGAGAGCCGUUUCUACUAAUAACAUACAAGGAGGUUCACACUCUAGAUGUAAUAAAUUUAGUCUCCUAUGUGCAUUAGGAACGUACAAGCAAGUUAUUCGCAUGCACAGAGAUCUUCAGAGAGUUUGAACCAUCGUUGUAUAGGCGGCUACAUCUCGGUCACCGAUUUUCUGCUGUAAAAGACUGUAUAUGUCAUAAAUCUUAUAUGUCAUAAAAUUUAUCAUGUCAAUUUGGACCUCACAGGGCGUAAAAAUUGUCGAAAUAUUUGUCAACUGUUGGAAAAAAUAUUCGGAUUGACGAGCUAUUCGAUUCGAUACUCCUUCGGAUAAUCGCGCACCCGUACUUGAAAGCGAAUUUUGCACCGUCUGCCGACACUUUCAGCGCGAGAUGCUGUCAGUGACAGGAGCAUAUUGGAAAUAAAAGUGCUUACUCAACGAA
Messenger RNA from Rhipicephalus sanguineus (brown dog tick), 1457 nucleotides. RefSeq lists its product as uncharacterized. The transcript is spliced from 4 exons. The record is from RefSeq and is a predicted model, not a curated record. Gene Ontology annotation, cellular component: cytosol. Lineage: Eukaryota; Metazoa; Arthropoda; Arachnida; Ixodida; Ixodidae. Gene Ontology annotation, molecular function: FMN binding; oxidoreductase activity. Bases 367 to 966 code for a protein of 199 amino acids.